CGCAUGUAGAGAACUUAGCGCAUACACCGAUCCCAGCCAGGCCCACGUGGGCCGAGGGUUGGUGCAUAGUGUAUCUAGCCAUUUUGGCUGAAGCCAUUUCGCUCCAGGGCAGCGUGCCUCUGGCUUCUUUUCGGCCUCGCGCGCACUCCGUCUGGCCACUGGCCUCGCGACCUCUGCCAUGGCGCAGCCUGCCCAGAAGAAGGCCAAGACCGAGAGAGUCUUCCUGUUCUCCUCCGAGUCCGUCAACGAGGGCCACCCCGACAAGAUCUGCGAUCAGGUGUCCGACGCGGUGCUCGAUGCGUGCCUCGUCGGGGAUCCCAAGAGCAAGGUGGCGUGCGAGACAGCCACGAAGGACAACAUGGUGAUGGUUGCCGGCGAGAUCACUACCCAGACAAAGAUUGAUUACGAGAAGGUGGUGCGUGGGGUGGUGGCCAAGAUCGGGUUCGAUUCGUUCGAGGACGACCUCUCCAGCGUGGACAGCAAGGGCCUCAGCGACAAGACCUGCGAGGUGCUCGUGCGCAUCAACAAGCAGAGCCCAGACAUUGCGGGCGGCGUGCACGUCGGGAAGGAGGAUUUGGAUGUGGGCGCCGGCGACCAGGGCAUCAUGUUCGGCUACGCUACCGACGAGACUGAGGACUGCAUGCCAUUGACUCACUCCGUGGCCACGAAGCUGGGCAAGACCCUGACGGACGUGCGCAAGAGCGGGGAGCUUUGGUGGCUGCGCCCGGACGGCAAGACGCAGGUCACGAUCGAGUAUUUGCAGAAGGCCGACGGCUCCGUGGAGCCCCAAAAGUUCCACACCGUGGUCAUCUCCACGCAGCACGCGGAGCCCUCCAAAGCGAAGCGCACCAAGGAGUGCGCCGGCUACACUGGCCCUGAGAUGACCGCGCCGAGCAUGGAGGAGAUGAACAAGCUGAUCACAGAGAAGGUGGUGAAGAAGACGCUCUCCGAGAUCAAGCUGAAGAAUGGAAAGCCCGCCAUAUCCCUGUUCGGCGACUUCACGCACAUGUACAUCAACCCGUCUGGCAAGUUCAUCAUCGGCGGUCCCCAGGGCGACGCCGGCCUAACUGGCCGCAAGAUCAUCAUCGACACCUACGGCGGCUGGGGCGCCCACGGCGGCGGCGCGUUCUCCGGGAAGGACCCCACGAAGGUGGACCGCUCCGCCGCGUACAUUUGCCGGCAGAUGGCCAAGUCGGUGGUCAAGAGCGGCCUCUGCAAGCGCGCGCUGGUGCAGCUCUCGUACGCCAUCGGCGUGGCCAAGCCGCUCUCCCUCUUCCUGGAGACCUAUGGCACCGAGCAGGGCGCACUGAGCGCAGAGGACAUCACCAACGUGCUGAAGAUCGAGUUCGACUGCCGCCCUGGCGCCAUCGCCAUGUCUCUUGCGCUUCGCGAGCCGAAGUAUCAGGAGACCGCAGCGUACUGCCACUUCGGACGCGAGCCGGUCACCAAGGGCGGCGUCAAGUUCUUCGAGUGGGAGAACGCCAAGGACGUCUCGAAGUACGGGAAGAUGAGCUCCGAGGAGGUUGCCGCCGCGCUGAAGGCCAGCAAUUACCUGAGCAAGUGGGUGGACUGAGGCACAAACGUGAGCGGACUCCGCCAAUCUUUGUGAUGUUCCAACCUGUUUUAGCCUUGACCACCAGAGAAUUUCGAGCAUCAAGAAAGUACCAAAACUUGAGGUUUUUCACCUGUCGGGCCCUGGGAGGCGACACUCGUUCGUCACUGUUUCGACACUUUUCUGGGCUCGAAAUAAUUUCUGGGAUGUGGUGCUUCAGUACGAUGGGAGCAACAUGAGCCAAUAUCUCCGCUCCUGGUGCAGAUGAUCCGCAGGUGCUGGUGCAUCGACGUGGCGCGCAGCCUCUGCACCUGUGCAAGCUUGCUCUCAUUGACAUGCCCGACCUAAGGCUACUUCUCGCUCUGGAUUUUGCACUACCUGUGCUCAGAUCCGCGGGCCCCGCCGUGCGGGGCCUGCGCGUUGGGCGGCAGGCAUACCGCUCUGCGCUCGCGCAGCCACUCAAGAAAGAA
This is a messenger RNA of Prorocentrum cordatum, 2022 nucleotides long. Lineage: Eukaryota; Dinophyceae; Prorocentrales; Prorocentraceae. The record is from the annotation of a GenBank genome assembly.